This is a messenger RNA of Rattus norvegicus (Norway rat), 591 nucleotides long. RefSeq names its product Spetex-2H protein (gene Spetex2h). NCBI's taxonomy places the organism in Eukaryota, Metazoa, Chordata, Mammalia, Rodentia, Muridae. The record is from RefSeq and is marked provisional.
AUGUUUCAUCAGCUGCUCAAGCUAGUUCAGAAGGAGAGGGGAGACCAAGGAGAGACCAGACUGAGGCAGAAGAAAGCUGGCCUCCUGUCUUGGUUUAUUCGGAAGGCAUCAUCAGAAAAUUUCAUCAGUAACCAUGAAAAGCGUAUAAAGAAAUUGGAGGAACUAAAACUUGAAAUCCAGAAGUGUAAAAUUGAGCGGGAUGAACUUUCUCGAAUCCUGGACCUUUAUGUCAAUGAUGGUUUGAACUACAGGCUGAGUGUUGAAUUGCCAAUGCUUAAAUCCCAACAUGAGAUGAGAACGAUGGAUAUGCAUAAGAUGACCAACUGGAUAAGUGAUGCCAUGGAGAAGUACAAGGAGCUCACACAAGAAAAUAAUUCCUACCGCAUCAGAAACUUCCACCUCCUGAGAGAAUGCAAUGAAUUGAAGAAGAAUGUAAGGAUUUUGAUGAAUGAGAACAGAAAACUGCUGGUGGAGCAGACUGAACUGCAAGCAUCCUGUGAGAUGAGAAUGGGAAAGAGGUUCUGUGAGGAGGCCAGCAAGACCAUCUACACCGCAGAUAUUGGAUCCUUGUGUCCUGUUACUUUUGAGUAA